AUGGUGCUUAUCAUAGUUGGCCUGGGCCUCUCUGACGAAAGAGACAUAACGGUCAAAGGGCUCGAAGAGGUCAAAAAUGCAGAUUUCGUGUACCUAGAGGCCUACACUGCUGUUCUAGGUGUCGGACCCCAAAAGCUGGAGGAAUUUUUCGGGAAGAAAAUUAUUGAAGCUGACAGAACUUUCGUGGAGCAAGGAAGUGACGAAAUGCUCGACCGAGCGCUCUCUUCAAAUGUUGCGUUCCUAGUCGUGGGAGACCCCUUCUGCGCGACGACGCAUGCGGAUCUAUACCUCCGCGCACGCAGGAAGAACGUGACUGUCAAAGUCGUCCACAAUGCUUCCAUCAUGAAUGCCAUCGGCUCCUGUGGACUGCAGCUUUAUAGGUUCGGAGAGACCGUGUCCAUCCCCUUCUUCGAAGAGUCUUGGCGGCCGGAUAGCUUUUACAUGAAGAUCAAGAAAAACAAGGAUGCAGGCUUCCAUACACUUUGUCUCCUUGAUAUUAAAACGAAGGAGCAAACCGUGGAAAAUAUGAUGAGGGGACGACAAAUAUAUGAGCCACCUCGGUUCAUGUCUGUGCAAACAGCUAUACGCCAGUUACUUGAGGUUGAAGACAAGCUUGGUGAGAAAGUCUGUGCGAGAGAUGCGAAGGCUUUCGGCUUGGCUCGGAUCGGAGCUGCUUCCCAGCAGAUCACAUCAGGGACCCUUGAGGCACUGCUUUCGGUCGACUUUGGUCCCCCUCUCCAUUCUCUGGUUAUAUGCGCUCCGACUCUCCACGAGAUGGAAACAGAAUUUUUCGAGUUGUUCCAGUCGAGCGACAAACCGGCUGCCGACGCCUGA
This is a messenger RNA of Neospora caninum, 834 nucleotides long. RefSeq names its product putative diphthine synthase. The record is from RefSeq and is a predicted model, not a curated record. Lineage: Eukaryota; Apicomplexa; Conoidasida; Eucoccidiorida; Sarcocystidae. The coding region runs from base 1 to 834 and encodes 277 amino acids. The transcript has 9 exons. Gene Ontology annotation, biological process: protein histidyl modification to diphthamide. Gene Ontology annotation, molecular function: diphthine synthase activity.